AUGUACAGCAAAGAAGGAGAAAACGAAAAGCUGGUUGCUGCUCAUCAACAAGCGGAGAAGGAGCUGCAGAAAUCUAUGGAGGCCCAAAGCGACCUAGAAAUGAGAGUAGCAAGCCUAAUGCAAACCCUAAAACUAAAAGAAGAUUCAAUUCAGCAGAUGGAGGAGCAGCUGGAGGAGGAGAAAGGGAGGUCCCGCAGUUCUGCGUUUUUACAAGGACAAAUAGAAGACUUAAAAUAUGAUUUAAAUAUAGCAAUAGAAAAAGAAAAAAAUGUGUCUACGCAGCUCCAUGAGCUGCAGCACCGCACCGCAACACAGCAGCAAAAGGCAGAGGAAAUACAAGAAGAAAUGGAAAUAGAAAACAAAAAAAUAAAAGAAAUUAAAAAACAAAUAGAAGAAGAAUUAAUAAUACUGAAACAAGAACAUGAAUCUCUGCUUGUAGAAACGAACUCUGUAAAGGAUGAAAAUGCAGCACUGCAGCAGCAGCUGCAUUCUGCUGUACAUACAGCUGAAGACAGCCGCAACCGCAAUAUAGAGCUUCGUUCUUUUGUUUCUCUUCUUUCUGAUCAGCUGUUUGCAUGCGCUCACGCGUUUGCUUCUUUUGGUGUAUGUACACUAGAAAAAGAGAUUAUUGAUUUUUUUAUAAAAAAUAAAAAUAAAAAUAAAACAGAAGAUACAGCAGCAGCAGCAGCAGCAGCAGCAGCAGGAGCAGCAGCAGCAGAAGGAGCAGCAGCAGCAGCAGAAGGAACAGCAGCAGGAGGAGUAGCAGCAGCACCAGAAACAGCAGCAACAGCAACAGAACCACCGCCAGCAGCAGCAGCAGCAGCAGCACCACCGCCAGCAGCAACAGCAGCAGCAACAGCAGCAGCAGCAGCAGCAGCAGCAGCAGCAGCAGCAGCAGCAGCAGAAGAAGAAAAAGAAUGGAUGGAUCUAUGUGUAUAA
This is a messenger RNA of Eimeria mitis, 939 nucleotides long. RefSeq names its product regulator of chromosome condensation domain-containing protein, putative. Lineage: Eukaryota; Apicomplexa; Conoidasida; Eucoccidiorida; Eimeriidae. The record is from RefSeq and is a predicted model, not a curated record. Bases 1 to 939 code for a protein of 312 amino acids. The transcript has 9 exons.